This is a messenger RNA of Oncorhynchus keta (chum salmon), 869 nucleotides long. Its product is annotated as vascular endothelial growth factor receptor 1-like. The transcript has 4 exons. Lineage: Eukaryota; Metazoa; Chordata; Actinopteri; Salmoniformes; Salmonidae. The coding region runs from base 246 to 854 and encodes 202 amino acids. The record is from RefSeq and is a predicted model, not a curated record.
ACGCUCACAUUGGGAAAAAAGUUUACUGGAGUUGAUGAGCGGUGUUCUGUAGCGUCUCCCACGGUUCUCCUUUCCUCUAUUCGGGAAACCUCUCCUACUCGUCAGAAUCAAUGCGAAUCAGCAGCGAUAAGCGCGCUGAUGCUGUGCGGUCUGUAGCUUUCUAUUCUCUGGAGAAUAAGGACUAAACCCUCUGUUACACGUUUCUUCUUGCAUAGCUCUUCAGUGCAACGGGGAAGACAGACAACAUGAUUUGCUUUAUCUUCGUGGUUCUAUGUGGAUUGUCUGGCAGUGCGCUUGCAAAAGGUAAAGCCAAUAAGACAUCAUCUCUGUUCUCUCUCCCAGGUAAAGCCAGUAAGAUAUCCUCUCUGUUCUCUCUCCCAGGUAAAGUGGAUAGGGAGCCUAGGGGGAAGUUCAGUGUUCCUGUUCUGGAUGUGAAGAGUCGACAGCUGGUCCUGGAGGCCAACCAGACGCUGACGAUUCACUGCAGGGGUCGGUGGGAGCUGUCGUGGGUGUUCCCUGGAGGUGUGGCCAGAGAUAAAGAGAGUGUGCAAUUGGAGGAUUCUCGCUGUGGGAGGCAGAGCCAGCAUUACUGUAGCCAACUGAUUAUUAUCUCAGCCCAGGCCCAGCACACAGGAUCGUUCCGGUGUCGGUAUAGCCAGCGGACCCGCAAGCAGAGUGCUAUCUACAUCUAUGUCACAGACAGACAGCGGCCAUUUGUGGAGGAGCAGAAUAACAGUCCAGACGUGGUGUAUAUCAAGGAGAGCCAGCCGCUGGUCUUCCCCUGUAGGGUCACCCACCCUGACGCCACCGUGUCAUUGGUCAAGGUGAGUUCCCUUCACUAUUUCCACUACUAGCACUCCUGACUACAU